Zingiber officinale is the source of this 1628-nucleotide messenger RNA. Its product is annotated as probable protein phosphatase 2C 78. The record is from RefSeq and is a predicted model, not a curated record. Lineage: Eukaryota; Viridiplantae; Streptophyta; Magnoliopsida; Zingiberales; Zingiberaceae. The transcript has 4 exons. Gene Ontology annotation, molecular function: protein serine/threonine phosphatase activity; cation binding. Bases 243 to 1370 code for a protein of 375 amino acids. Gene Ontology annotation, biological process: protein dephosphorylation.
CGUUGCCCACGCCAACUUUCUUCUUCCCUUUCAGCGACAGUCAAAUGGCUUCCUUUUCUUCCUCUCGUUCGUCGAGUCGCUUCUGCGAGCUGUGCAUUCUAAUUCGAACCCGCCGAGCAUUCUCUCCGUGAGGCCCCGGCUGGCGGUUUCGUGUGUGUUCCAGCUGCCGGUGUCGGCAGAAGUGGCGGAGAAAGAUCCCGAGAUUCGGAGGCUUCAGAUCCGCGCUGGAGGAGCGGGCGGCGAUGCUGCGCUCGUGCUUGAGGCCGCUUGAGCGGUGCUUUGGGCGGAUCGGCGGCGGCGAUGGCUUGAUGUGGCACAUGGACCUGAAGCCCCAUGCCUACGGCGAGUUCUCCAUUGCCGUUGUUCAGGCCAACGAUUCCCUCGAGGAUCAGGGCCAAGUGUUCACCUCGCCUUCUGCCACCUUCGUCGGCGUCUAUGACGGCCACGGCGGACCCGAGGCGUCGCGCUUCGUCAGCAACCGCCUGCUCCCCGACCUUGAUAGGUUCGCUUCUGAGCAAGGGGGCCUGUCGGCGGAAGUGAUCAAGAAGGCGUUCCGCGCGACCGAGGAGGAUUUCGUGCAAUUGGUGAAGAGGUCCUGGCUGUCCCGGCCGAAGAUAGCCUCGGUGGGGACGUGCUGCCUCGUGGGGGCGAUCGCCGGGGACACGCUCUACGUGGCCAACCUGGGUGAUUCCAGGGCUGUUCUUGGACGCCGGAGCUUAGGCGGCAAGUCUGUGGUGGUCGAGAGACUAUCAACGGACCAUAACGUUGCCGUCGAGGAAGUGAGGAAGGAGGUCGUUGAGCUGCAUCCAGAUGACAGCCAAAUAGUAGUUCAUGCUCGCGGCGCCUGGCGGAUAAAAGGGAUAAUCCAGGUGUCUAGGGCUAUUGGGGACAUCUACCUCAAGAAACCUGAGUUCAGUAGAGAUCCAUUAUUUCAGCAAUUUGUUUCUCCUAUUCCAUUAAAGAGACCUGUCAUCAGUGCGGAGCCAUCGAUAAGGAUUCAAAAGCUUAAGCCACAUGACUUAUUUUUGAUAUUUGCUUCAGAUGGUCUAUGGGAGCAAUUAAGUGAUGAAGCUGCAGCUGAGAUUGUUUUCAAGAACCCAAGAACAGGAAUAGCAAAGCGAUUGGCCAAAGCUGCUCUCAGUGAGGCUGCAAGGAAAAGAGAAAUGAGAUACAACGAUAUCAGACAGAUCGAGAAAGGAAUUAGGCGCCACUUUCAUGAUGAUAUCACUGUCAUAGUGAUCUAUCUUGAUCAGCAUGGUCAAGUGGGCCAUUCCAAGUUCAAUGGUAGUACUAAUGACUGCACUAGAGUGCCUGCUGACAUAUUUUCUUUCAAUUCUGAUGAAUCUGAAGAAACCCCUUUGUCGACAUGAGUAGGUGCUACAGGGACUGACUUCAUUGUGAAUAGUGGUUGCAACAAUAUGUUUUUUGUUCCAUCAAACUAUGAUCUUACAGUAGUUUCAGAAAAGAAGGAUUUUGAAUAAGAGUCAUCAGGGAUGGAAUAUUAUAUAUAUAUAGUAGAAACUGAAACAACUUGUCAAAAUUUUGGAUGGCAUUGUAAGAAGAAAUCGAGCAGUCAUCAGUCCUCAGGGAUUAUUUUCUUAAUGAAUUCAAAAUAGAACCUUGUUCCA